This is a messenger RNA of Myiozetetes cayanensis, 792 nucleotides long. Its product is annotated as regulator of G-protein signaling 9-binding protein-like. The transcript has 2 exons. The coding region runs from base 88 to 714 and encodes 208 amino acids. Gene Ontology annotation, cellular component: neuron projection. The record is from RefSeq and is a predicted model, not a curated record. Lineage: Eukaryota; Metazoa; Chordata; Aves; Passeriformes; Tyrannidae. Gene Ontology annotation, biological process: G protein-coupled receptor signaling pathway.
AGCGCUGUGGCACAGGGAAACUAAAACCCUAGGAGGGCCAGAGACCACCCUGGGCAUCCUGACCCUGCCCUGUUCUCACGGGGAGCGAUGGCACCAGGCAGAAGGGACGGGUGUCGCGGGUGGGGGGCGGUCGGGACAUGUGCAGCAGCACAGGCUGCACUCUGCAAGGCCACAGCCGGACACCGGCAGCUGGUGCUGCAGCUUGGGGGCAGCGCUGACAGCCCUCGGCUGCGCGAGGAGCGGCGCAGGAGGAGCACAGAGGCUCGUGAGCUCAGCACUGGGCUGCGGCGGGUGCUGCUGGCAGGGGUGAGGCAGGCACCAGCGAGCCCCCGGGAGCGGCGGGAGCUGGAGCGGCUGUGGGUGCUCUUCCUCUCAGCUCUGGAGCUCUUCCUGCAGGACCUACGCAGAGCCCACCACCUCUGUCAGCUGUUCUCCAUGCAAGAGGGUGGCGUGGCCCCGCUGCGCACUGGGAUGGGGGGCUGGGGGCUGCCUGGGCGGCGAGGGGGGGGUCCCACGCUGCCCCCAGCUGCCCAGGGCUUAGAGGAAGAGAUCGAGCAGGUGAGGGCCAUGCUGGCAGAGAUGGAGAGCGGAGCCAACAUUCCACCAUGGACGGUGGAAGCCACGGAGACCACGCAGCCAGCAGGGAUAGGUGGCACUGCAGCCAGGGGGGCUUGGGCAGGGCCCUGCACUGGGCACUGCUGUGGGGUGCUCUGAAGGGGAGGCCAGGAAGCAGCAAAGCUGGCACCCACUGUCACAGAGCUGGGUACAGGGUUAGGGUUAGUCCCCAGCCCC